Ziziphus jujuba (common jujube) is the source of this 2442-nucleotide messenger RNA. RefSeq lists its product as uncharacterized. Lineage: Eukaryota; Viridiplantae; Streptophyta; Magnoliopsida; Rosales; Rhamnaceae. The transcript has 16 exons. Gene Ontology annotation, biological process: DNA replication initiation; DNA replication. The record is from RefSeq and is a predicted model, not a curated record. Gene Ontology annotation, molecular function: DNA binding. Bases 94 to 1956 code for a protein of 620 amino acids. Gene Ontology annotation, cellular component: alpha DNA polymerase:primase complex.
ACUUUUAAUACUCGCAGGGAGGGAGGAAAACUUCCCGCCAUUUCUCUGCAAUUCCCCAAAAGUGGAAGCUGCUCUGAAACCCUAGAGAGCGCCAUGGAAGAGGAAAUCAAAGAAAAAUUCCAAGAGGUCGGCUUCACUCUCGAAGACGAAGAAGAAAUUCUCAAGAAAUGUCUUACUUUCUGCAUCAAUUACAAUCUGAAGCCCUCGGAUAUUGUUUCAAGCUGGGAGGUUUACUAUCUCAACAGGCGCUUGGAUGAACCAACAGUAAAAAAUGCAGAAAUGGAUGGGUUUCUACUUCACCUACAAAAUGAGAAGAAAGAAGCCAUAAUUGAGGAGGAAACAGGAUUGCAUAUAUACUCGAUUAAUGAUGUCGACAUGAUUUUGAAUGACGAAGAUGGAGAUAUAAAAGAAGGUAUUCUUGGCACUCCAACACACAAGGCUCAAAACUCAGAGCCAUUUGAUUCCACACCCCAAACAAAUGGAAUUCAUUCUUCUGGAAAACCAUCAAAACUUAUUACACCCUUUGGGCAACGAACUAAUAAGUUUGUGGUGAAAUAUAGCAUCAAUGACGUGUCGAAUACAGAGAAUGGAAGGGAGGAACCUGAUCAUGAGAAUCAUGAAGAUGACAUUAUCAGGAAGGUACAACCUGGCAGAAGGUGCUCUUUGACAGUCCAUGGUUCAAAACCUGAAACAGGUUGUAGGUUCAUGUAUGACAGGAUUGAAGAUAGGUUUAAUGCUCUUGAAAACCGAAUCAGAAAGCAUACAACUACACUUGUUUCAUCCGGCCUGUACGAAGAACCAGUGGACCCUACAGUUUCUUCACAGAAGAGCAUAGUUACCGUAGGCAUGAUAUGUUGUGAUGGUGAAGGCCAUUUGAAUGAGAAGUCUACCAUGCUUCAAAGCAGUGUUGAGCAUUCUGGUGGCCAACGUGUUCGUCUAGAGUUACAAAAUUUGAGCCAAUAUUCAAUCUUUCCAGGCCAGAUUGUAGGUAUUGAAGGGCACAAUCCUAGUGGGCACUGCUUGGUUGCUUCUAAAAUUGUAGAUUCUAUCCCACUAUCAUCGAGCAAUGACUUGAAUUUGCAUCCAUCAAAAAAGCAAGCUUUGAGUGAAGAGAUUCAAUCAACUGAUUCAUCUGGCAGGCAGGCAGAGCUAUCAGUGAUCAUAGCAUCAGGUCCUUUUACCACAACGGACAAUUUAUUGUUUGAGCCUCUGGUUGAGUUGCUAUCAUAUGCAAAUAGAAAGCUGCCUCAAUUGCUUAUAUUGCUUGGACCGUUUGUUGAUUCCGAACAUCCUGAGAUUAAGAGAGGAACUGUUGACCAGAGCUUUGAUGAAAUUUUUCACCAAGAAAUUAUAAGAAGGUUGCAAGACUAUGUAGAAUACAUAGGUUCUCAUGCACGUGUGAUUCUUGUACCAUCCAUACGAGAUGCAAACCAUGAUUUUGUUUUCCCUCAGCCUGCCUUUGAUAUUCAUCCACCCGAUCUUAAACAUCAGAUAACCAGUCUCACAAAUCCAGGGAUAUUUGAGGCAAAUCAGGUCAAGAUUGGUUGUUGCUCUGUGGAUAUUCUCAAACAUCUAAGCGGGGAGGAGAUCUCACGUAAUCCAAAGGAUGGAGCACCCAUCGAUCGCAUGGGUAGACUUGCAAAGCAUAUACUCGGUCAGCGCAGCUUUUAUCCCUUAUAUCCACCAGCGGAAGGCAUUCCAUUGGACUUUUCGCUUGCUUCAGAGGCUCUUGAGAUCUCUUUGAUUCCAGAUAUUCUCAUCCUACCUUCCGACAUGAAGUACUUUGUUAAGAUACUUCCCCUCAGUGGAAGAGGUGAAGGAAAAGAAGAAGAAGAGCAAGUAAAGUGCGUUUGUGUGAAUCCAGGAAGAUUGGCCAAGGGAGAAGGAGGGGGUACGUUUGUAGAGCUCAACUAUGGCAAGUCUGACACUAUCAAUGCUUCAAUCAUAGGCAUAUAAUUCAACGGUCUGAAAUAUGCCAAGCCCUCAAGAUGGACCAAUAACACAAGAAUUCAGGUAUAUUACCAAAAAGAAAAGCACAAGAAUUCAGGAAGAGAAGGGGUACUAAACUAAGAUUUAUUGGAUAUGAUUAAACACAAGAAUUCAGGUAUAUUACCAAAAAGAAAAGCACAAGAAUUCAGGAAGAGAAGGGGUACUAAGCUAAGAUUUAUUGGAUAUGAUUAACCACCUAAUCCAAAGGCUCCAACAAUAGACUCGAUGGUUUCGGUUCUGUUCAAAAGCCACUCCAGCUAUGUAACAUUAAUUAUAGAUUUAUGAAUGAUCAAUUAAAUGCUUGUAGAUUUUUUUUUUUUUUUUCAGAUUUAUGAAUGAUCAAUUAUAUGCUUGUAGAUCUUUUAUUUUAUUUUUUUUCAUUUUUUAAAAACUUUCAGUUGAUUUGUGUUUUGUAAAUCAUUAUUGCACCCGCAAAGCCUGUCUUUUUGGCUA